GCCGAAAGGGGAUAAGUGUGAGUGGACCACCUCAAAGAGUUACAUAAGCACGCUGCCGUCAUUUAAAUACUUGGCGUUGUACUUCACAAAGGCCCAUCGACAGCGCUUGCACCAGCGCCUAUUUCCCCUUCAUCUCCAGUGCCACAUAUGCAGAAGACUGUGAGCUCGCCCUGGACCGUCCCACGACAUGGACUCACAGUUGCCACAGCAGACAGCAACGGUGGACAAGUUGGCGAUGUCCCGCGCGCUCGGGGCGGCCUUCUUGAGCCAUCAGGUACAGCAGCUCGAGAGCGCCGUCUCGGAGAGGAACCCCAACUGGCGGGAUCGCAAAGUAGGCCCGAGGAAACCGCCUCCCAACGUCCCGCGCCGCAGGGGAGGCGAUGUGGAGCGCCCCAGGGGCGAGGCGAAGGGCAACCGACGGUCAGGAGACCACACCCGGGAGAAGGACGCCGACGUCGUCAUCGUCGAUGCCAGCGUGCUCGUCCAUGCCCUCGGCCAGAUCAAGAAGUGGUGCAGGGAGGGACGUGAGGAGAUUGUGAUCAUCCCCCUCGAAGCGCUCAACACCCUCGAUCUCCUCAAGAAGGGGAGCAGUGCUCUCGCCGUGCGGGCCCGCGCUGCGUCGCGCGUGCUCGAGGCGCAGGUCGGCACGAACCCACGCAUCCGAGUCCAGCAGGACGACGCCUACGUGCUCUGGGGCAAGCUCGGCCUGGUCGACGGCCCCACCGCUUCCCCUGAAUGGGUCCGCCGCAUCAUCUGCUGCGCGCGCUACGAGGUCGAGCACCCGCCCCCCAAGGCCGAUGACUCCGCGGCUAAGAUCAUCCUUGCCGUUGCCGCCACCCCCAUGGCUCCGGUGCCGCUCCCGGCUCCCGUCCAGGGCAGCAAGCACGAGAUCCGCGCCAGCGGGGGACUUGUGGCGCAGUGGGCCGCGAAGGCCGGACUCGAGGUCCUGCACGCUAAGACCACGCCCCCGAGCGGCGCGCGCAGCAGCUUCGAGGACGACGAGGCCAGCGACGGCCCGCGCGUCGUCAAGCAGCGCCCGCACACGCACCCGAACCCGCACCGCCCCCGCCGCAACACGCCGCCGUCCGGCCCCGGCGCGCUCGUCGAGCGGCCCGCGGCGGUGAAGACGAUGAUGGAGAUGGUCGCGCAGCCGAGCCGCGUCGUGCGCGUGCUCGCGCGCGGCGAGAAGCUCGAGCCCGACUCAGCCGUAUCUGCUGCACCGCCGUCUGCCCUGCAGUGGCAGCGUCUUCGCUCGUCUCGCCUUGACACGGCGGGAGUCACUAUUUCGGGAAACUAUGAUCCGGCGGACACGGGUGCCAGCGGGCAUUCCGUUCGACACUUGCGGGAAGGAUGGACUACUGCUAAAACCGUGCAAGAUCGCGUGGUGUAG
Schizophyllum commune H4-8 is the source of this 1390-nucleotide messenger RNA. RefSeq lists its product as uncharacterized. Bases 188 to 1390 code for a protein of 400 amino acids. The record is from RefSeq and is a predicted model, not a curated record. Lineage: Eukaryota; Fungi; Basidiomycota; Agaricomycetes; Agaricales; Schizophyllaceae. The transcript has 4 exons.